AUGAAGCCAAGAGGAGUUGUGGAUACAAGAUAUGAUCUGGAAGUUGCUUACCAAGAGGAGCAAUCACAUGUUAGUGCAAGUAUAGAGGAUGACCCAAUUGAUUGCUUAAGAGAUGACCAAGUUGAUGGUGAAGAGGUUGAUGGAAGUAGUUAUCAACCCGUUGUCAAUGAAGAUGGACAUGAUUUAAUUGACGGGGAAGAUGAUGGGCAGCAGGUGAAGAAGAGGAGGCUGGAAGUGAAGAAGAGGAGGAAGAAGAGGAGGCUGGAAGUGAAGAAGAGGAUAUUUUUGAUAGUGAUGAUUCACAAGAUCAGCUCCAAACCAAAGAAGAGGACGAAGAGGAAGAUGAGGACGAUUGAGAAUAUUAGUUUGUCAAUUUGUUUUAUGUCAGGUAUAGGAUCUAAAAGAGAUGAACAAUCUAAUGGUAAAGGAGGAAAAUCAAGAAGAAAAAAAAAGCCACGUGCAGUAGAGCGACAGGCAGUUCAAUUGCCCGCCAUAAUCCCAUCACGAACCCUCCCAUCUCAUACUGGUCCAUCUCAUGUCAAUGAGUCUUCCUUGCGUCCACCUGGUGUUGAAGUCAACCAUUCCCAGCCUCAAAACACUAAUUUUGUACCACCGAAAAUCCCAUCAGGACCCCUCCUAUCUCAUACUGCUCCACUUCAUGUCAAUCAGUCUUUCUUGCAUCAAUCUAGUGUUGAAGCCAACCAUUCCCAGCCUCAUAACAAUGAUUUUGUGCCUCCCAUAAUCCCAUCACGACUCCUCUAUUCUCAUACUGAUCCACUUCAUAUAAAUAAGCAUGCUUCGCCUCAACCUAGUCUUAACAAUCGAUCUCAGCCUCAUAACAUUGAAUCUCAACCACAACCUAAUCAAUCCCAGCCUAUAAAUCAAGAAACGGAACCGUUGAUGUCACCAUCAACCAAUGUGACUCCAGCCACCUCGUUUAGUACGGUUGGAAAUGGAGAUGAUGAUCAACGAAUAUGGAUUGUACCUGAAGCGGCUAGGUUUCAUCCUCACAAGCAAGUAAUUCAAGGUAUUACUGAUUGCAUUUGUAGUAAAUUUGAGUUGGCUAGACCUUCUUGGAAGAAGUUCCCAGAAUCUACUCAUAAUAUGUGGUUUGAGGAAUUCAAGAAGAAAUUUAGAUGGCUCCCUCACUAUAAUCAUGCUAUACGGCGCAAUUUUGAGAAAAGGGCAGUUGCAAGGAUGAGCCAACUUUUUCAAGAUGUUAGAAAGAACUUGACUGUGAAGCCACAUUGGAUGGGGGAUGCUGUAUUCAAGGAGAUGAAGGAGCAUUGGGAGUCUCCUGAGUUCAAGGAAAAGUCCGAACAAAACAAAAAGAAUCGUGAUUCAAAUGCUGGUGCAUCACUUCAUACAGGUGGUUGUAUACCUCAUCGAGUGAUCUUUAAGAGAAUGAAAGAAGCUACUGGAAAAGAUCCUUCAAUUUCAGAUUUUUAUUUUCGCACUCAUCGCAAGAAAAGUGAUAGCAGUUGGGUAAAUGAGAAAGCUGAAGCUACUUAUCGUGAAAAAACAUCUAAAUCCUUUUCUUCCCCGAUUAAAAAUGCAGCAGCUGGACACAUAGCUCAUUGUGCCUUUUACAUUAUGAGUUUGGAUUUGAUAAGUGAGAAACUUGGGAGUCCAUCAGCUUUAGAGGAUAAGUAG
This is a messenger RNA of Lycium barbarum (goji berry), 1653 nucleotides long. RefSeq lists its product as uncharacterized. The coding region runs from base 1 to 1653 and encodes 550 amino acids. NCBI's taxonomy places the organism in Eukaryota, Viridiplantae, Streptophyta, Magnoliopsida, Solanales, Solanaceae. The record is from RefSeq and is a predicted model, not a curated record. The transcript is spliced from 6 exons.